This is a messenger RNA of Cladophialophora bantiana CBS 173.52, 1668 nucleotides long. RefSeq lists its product as uncharacterized. The coding region runs from base 1 to 1668 and encodes 555 amino acids. The transcript has a single exon. Lineage: Eukaryota; Fungi; Ascomycota; Eurotiomycetes; Chaetothyriales; Herpotrichiellaceae. The record is from RefSeq and is a predicted model, not a curated record.
AUGGCCCCUGAGGUCGUCGAUGGAGUCGUAUUCGUCCCCGCAAAUGAACAGAAUCCCAACUUUCCAAGGACAGAACCUCGAAGUUUGGACUCUUUGAGUAGAGCCAACACCCAAAGGCCAAUUUCAAGUCCAAGGAUGCAGCCGGAGGUUCUCGGCCAGAUUGGAACCUUCUCUCGAGAUGAGUCCGGAAGGCCUCCUCGCCUUCGACGUCGGAUCACGAUUGGUGGUUUGGGCCAGGAUGCAAAAGAAGUCGAGCAAGGUACUUGGCGGUCAGGUAUAAAGAAACACUCAAAUACCUUUCAAGGCGGAGAUUCUAAAUUUCCGUCUGUGAAAAGCCAUUACCCUCCUACCAGCUGGAGGUCUACAGCAACCGUCCAAUUCACCACCUCAAAUGUUGGCGAAUACGACUUGUUGGAACGCAGUUCUAGUAGCGGAUUGGAUGGUGGAUUUGGGAGGUCGAACAACAAUGUCGGCCUUGGAAAAGUGGACCUCAACCCACCCUCAUCAACCGCCACAAUGACUUCCAGUCUGCCGCAAGGUCCGAGAAGUCCUGAAGCCUCAAUCAAUCCUGCGCCUCAGCCUCUGCCAGUUCGAUCAAGAUCUCGUCGCUACAGCAUAAUCUUUUCCGCUCCCGGGACCCCGGAAAACGCCGCCACCCCCCAAAACAGGGCGACGGGUGCUUCAGCUGCAAAUCGGCCAGCUUCGGCCGGGAGGACGCCUCUGCCAGAUCCGGAGACUGCUUAUGCUCACACAUACUACUACACAGUCUGUGCCCACACGUCGCCUCCAAUGUCUCGUCCCCUUAAUGUGCAGCCUACACUUGCGCAGUAUCGCAGGGGUCUCCUUGCGUACCCACCGUUCCAUCUGCGUGCGUACAAUCCCGAUCAAGGAACAUCAUCGCCGAUGAUUUACGUGCUCGACGGCUCAUGUUCUGACUGUGAUAUCACAAUGCGACGCCAGGCCGAGUCAAAGGUGUUGGACAGAUACACUCAUGAGCUGGAAAACCUGUCGAUCCAAUUGAGUCUCCUUCAGAAGGACAUUGCUCUUGAAACUUGUAACGUGUCAUUUCCUGACAAAAGCGACGAUGCAAUAACCAUGUUUUCGUUCCCCUCGACGUUGGAACUCGAGCCUGAGGCGACACAGGCUAUUUUCGAGAUGGAGGAUCGGCUGGACCAGUUAGUCAGAAGGCGUGAUCAUGAAGUGAAACAGAUUUGGAGAGGAUACACUGCGAGGUGGGGUCCAGCUACGGUUGGCAUUCAUCGCGAAGACAAUAUUCGGGGACGAAGUCGGGCAAGGACUGCCGACACACGAGAUACUAUAUCCCAGGAGGAUACAGCGGGCUCAACGACCAGUUUUGGCAUUUUUUCCGAUGACCGUAGUCCCGGAAGAACCCGCACAAUGACCACAGUGAGCACGCAGACAACUAUGCCUCCAUCUCACCUAAGUCGAAGAAGCAGCUACAAUACCCGGUCACGCGCGAGUUCCGUCGGUGGUCCACAGGAACGAUACUCGGAUGGAACGUACGACCUGAGUGUCGACUCGUCGGUGGACGGCGUCAAAGGGCGAGGGCGGAUGGUGGUGGACUGGAUACGGCCAGGACGAAGAGAAGGUAGAAGCAGGAGCAUGGCCCAGACGUCAAGCCGGAAAAGCAGCUGGCCGGGCAAAUAG